UUGUAUACAAACAAGCCAAGCCUUAGAACAUUGUACUGAAUUAUAAUUUCGUUUUCAUUUAUUUUUAUCGGAACGCGCCCGCCUUUGUUUAUGGCUGCUUGCACUUGGGGCCAAGAUUGUCGAUUAUGCAAAACAAAGUAAAAUGGGCAGCACAUAGCAAGAAGAGAAAUAGCAAACGAAAAGAAAAAAAUAAAAAAAAACAAGUUUCGUCAAAGUUUUGCGUGCAAUUUGUUGGACGACGCGCGCGUCAUGAACUUCAUUAGGCAAUUCGCAUUGCAGUCGAGCAGACGCAGACGCAGUGCAGCUCCUACUACUCGGCACGACGAUAGCAAACAAAUGGCCAGCUUGGACUCGAGCGUACACUCGGCGGGCAUCGAGGAGGUGCACAAUGUUCCGAUGAGCGUCAUUAGGCGACCGAUACCCUCCGUCCUGGACGAGCUGAAGGUGCAGUCCCUCAUGGACACCAUCAAGUCGGAGCGCAGCGAGGCUGAAGUGCCGCCAGUUGAUAUCUUGUGGAUAACCGGCAGCGAGGGCGGCGACUAUUACUUCAGCUUUGGCGGCUGUCAUCGGUUCGAGGCGUACAAGCGUCUCAAUCGGGAAACCAUAAAAGCGAAACUGGUCCGUUCCACUUUGGGCGAUCUUUACCAUUACAUGGGCUCCAGUGCGCCCAAAUAUUUGGCAUAGUCCAAAUUGUUAAAUUGUUGUUGUUAAACAUGUUUGCCUUAAAUCUGUUUGUGCAUGUUUUAUAAUUAUAUGUCCAUACUUUUUA
Molecule: messenger RNA, 769 nt
Organism: Drosophila novamexicana
Lineage: Eukaryota; Metazoa; Arthropoda; Insecta; Diptera; Drosophilidae
Gene: Srx
Product: putative sulfiredoxin
Exons: 3
Coding region: 250-684 (144 amino acids)
Biological process (GO): cellular response to oxidative stress
Cellular component (GO): cytoplasm
Molecular function (GO): sulfiredoxin activity
Source: RefSeq, a predicted model, not a curated record